AUGGCCGACGUUGAGCCCAGCAGCCCCAACGCUGCCACCUUUGCCGAGACUCUUCAGUACCGCGCGACGCAAUCACGCCGCUCCCGACCUCCCGACCUCGAGGCCGCUUCCGGAGAACAGCGCCGCGUUCCUCUGCGCGCGGAGAACCGACUAAGCAGGCGAGACUCGCGACUGGGCCUCAGAAGCAUCUUUGGAAGGAACAAGAGCUCCCGCGAAAUCGACACCACGACUUCGUAUUUCGACACCGGGAGGCCUAGCAGCAUUCGAGCUUCACUCGCAGAGAUCAGCAACUGGCCUUAUAUGCGCUCAGAAACCACACUGCCCAGCGCUGCUUCACGACCGACCUCGGUAGCCACCCAUGCUCCGUUCAGCGACUCAUCCAUCCAGAGGAGGCCGACAACCACCGAAAGAUCCAGGUCGCAGACUCCCGGUGCCAAAUCGUCCCGCGGCAACCUGGCUACCUGGGACCCCCCGCCACUGUUUCAAGCAUACCCCCAAGCUAUCAAGCAUGCGCAGCUUCCCGCCUGCACGACUUCGGCCGACGUAAUACUUCGCUUCCAUGAUAGAAAGGGCAGCAUCAGCCUGCGCGACGACCUGACCCAGCUGGGUUCUCCUCAGGAGCUCAGCGACGAUCAGUUCGGCGACAGAGCUGCCGAGAAGGCGCGGAAGAAGCACCUGCGGACCAUGUCAACAGCCCGACUCGAGUGGACAUCCAAGAUCUACGUCCUUUGCACUUCGGGCUACCUGCUGCAGUACUCGGGAGAAGGCAACUUUGACCGUCUUCCCGAGAAGAUGCUACAUCUCGGCAAGGACUCGGCCGCCUUCGUCAGUGAUGCCAUCCCGGGCCGCCACUGGGUCCUUCAGGUCUCGUCCGCGAUGGAAUCCAACGGUAUGUCGGCUGCCGACUCACGAUCGCUGCUCUCUCGACUUCCCUUCCGCGCAGCCGAUAAGCGACACGCCGCCAACUUCCUCAUGGUUUUUAACAGCGCGGAGGAGAUGGAAUCCUGGAUCACGAUACUGCGCCGAGAAAUCGAAGCGCUUGGCGGCAAGAAGAACCUCUCCGAGACUGGCAAGCCUAAAGCUGAUGACAACGUUGUGCAGCUGAAGGCGCAGCCUAGUCAGCGGACGUUGGUUGUCCGCGACCCCGAACGGUUCUCGCGAGUUCUUCCCCCGGAUUUCUGCCUCCAUCUGGAGCAGGCGAGACUGCACGACCCGGAUCACCCUUCCGCCGUCGACGCGGACAUGACCCGCGAACCCUCCAUCGACGACAUUUCCACGACCAACAGUGUCAUGUCCCACGACGACCGACAGCUCGAGAGCUUGAGGGACAGCACCAACCGUCUUUCUUGCAUCUCAUCCGGCCAGCGCACUUUCAUGACAUCCGCCGGCUCAUCACCGGCCUGCUCUCCCGUUCGCGAUAGUUUCGCGAGCAGCUACAUGGACGACUUGCCCCCUUCAUCCCAAGAGGCGCCUACCGUUAGACCGAGGCCGAAUGCCGCGGCCAUCCUCGACCGCAGGCAAUCACUACAAACGUCGGGCUAUCUUGAGCUGAGAAGCUCGCCAAUGUCUCGACCCCAAUCAAACAUGUACAGCGAACACGAGAUGGCACAAAUCACUGCCAACUUCAGCGUUCCCAUUAGCAGGCGCUACAGCGCCAUGAAGUCCCCGACAGCCAGCCCCGAGCAGGUUAGAAACCGAGACUCGUUCUCAAGCAUUCGGAGCGCCCGAAAGCCGCCUCCGACUGCGCUGGCGAUGGCUCGCCCCCUGUCCAUAGUGGCAGACCAGCCUUCUCCUCCCGUCAAUGGUCUCGUUGAUGCAGUCACCGGCCAGCGCUCAGCCGUCCCGAGCGAGGCAGCAGCAGCUGCUUUCCCCCCGAGACAGGCGAGUCUUGGACCCAGGGAGCAUGCUGCGACGGUGACUGUUAGGAGCCCGCGAAAACACGCCAGCUCCCCUUCACUGACUAACUUGGAGGAGGUGCCUCUCUCACCGGAACUUCGAACCUUCAUCCUUCCGUCAAGGACUCCGCCGACGCCUUUGGCAAGCGAGAUGCAAGAGUCGCCUUACUCGCCGUCUGCCAAUGAGUGCGGACGGCUUCAGUCCCCCAGAUUCACGCCCCGAAGACCCAGCACCUUCUUCGACGCUUCGUCACCGCUGUCUGCCAUCAGCGGAAGCCCCGAAGGUGAGGACACAAUCGCCCCCAUGGUUGCGCACGACUGGGCCGACGACGAAGAUGUCGACGAGACUUCGACCGACCUUCCCGCGCCCCAGACCAUCAGCAACAAGGACGGAUCCAAGACCAUCAUCACGUUCCGCUACAACGACCAGGGCCAGAAGGUCAAGACGACGCGCCGCAUCCGGUUCACGACGCACACGGAGAAGGUGAACCCCCGCGUGGCGGAGCGAAAGACGUGGUCCAAGUUCGGCCUCAGCGAGAAGGACGGCGCCGGCCCGGCGGCCGACACGACCUCGGUCGGCGAGAACAUCAUCUUCCGCCCCAGCACGAACUGGCGCAAGGACGAGAAGGAGCAGGGCGAGGACCCCAACGCCCAGGCCAUGAAGGACAAGCUCAAGGACAAGAAGGUCAAGUGUCGUAUUUGCAACGGCGAGCAUUUCACGGCCCGCUGCCCGUACAAAGACACCAUGGCGCCUGUCGGUGCCGAGUCCGGUACCGCGGACGUCGCUGCCGGCAUGGGAGACGAGGCUGCCGCGGCGGCCGCCGCUGGCCCCGGUGCCAAGAAGGGAAGCUACGUCCCGCCUGCGCUCAGAGCCGGUGCUGCUGGCGCCGCGGCGGGCGACAGGAUGGGCGGCAGCAAGUACGGCGAGCGCGACGACCUGGCCACUCUGCGUGUUACCAACGUUUCGGAGCUGGCAGAGGAGCAGGAGCUGCGCGACAUGUUCGAGCGCUUCGGUCGUGUUACGCGUGUUUUCCUUGCCAAGGACAGAGAGACGGGCCUGGCCAAGGGAUUCGCCUUCAUCAGCUUCGCGGACCGGAGCGACGCCGUCAAGGCCGCCGCCAAGAUGGACGGUUUCGGUUUCAAGCACUUGAUUCUCCGCGUCGAGUUCGCCAAGAAGGCCAACUAA
Messenger RNA from Colletotrichum karsti, 3081 nucleotides. Its product is annotated as peptidase family m20 m25 m40 protein. Gene Ontology annotation, cellular component: eukaryotic translation initiation factor 3 complex; cytoplasm. Gene Ontology annotation, molecular function: RNA binding; translation initiation factor activity. The record is from RefSeq and is a predicted model, not a curated record. The coding region runs from base 1 to 3081 and encodes 1026 amino acids. Lineage: Eukaryota; Fungi; Ascomycota; Sordariomycetes; Glomerellales; Glomerellaceae. The transcript has 4 exons.